Molecule: messenger RNA, 1266 nt
Organism: Eutrema salsugineum
Lineage: Eukaryota; Viridiplantae; Streptophyta; Magnoliopsida; Brassicales; Brassicaceae
Exons: 1
Coding region: 1-795 (264 amino acids)
Source: RefSeq, a predicted model, not a curated record
AUGAGUAAUCCGGAGAAAGUGGAUGACACUGAGGAAGAGAGAGAAUAUUCCGAUGAGCAAUGGAGCGACGAUGAAUCCACUAUGAGGGAUAUCGUUCUUGCCCUCCCUGCUGCUUUACGGAUCAGUAGCGAAAGCCUUGGUGUUAGUAGCGUCGUUGAAGAAGAAGAAGCGCGUUUGAAUGAGCAAGCGGUUGUUGCGGCGGAGUUAGUUAUGGCUGCGGCAGAGGAAGCGGUUAUGAAAGAGAAGAGUGAUGGCAAGAAGAAGAAGAAGAGGAAGAAAGUGAGUAGACCGAGGAAGACGAUGAAACUCAUCAACGAUGAUGAAGCGAGUGGUUCGGGUAAAGGAAGAGAGACGAAAAAGCCGAAGAAGAAAGCCUCGGAAUCGACUAAUCCGCCGAGAGGACCACCGGUUUGUGACAUCUGUGGAAGAGGAUUUGGUUCUUGGAAGGCUGUUUUUGGACACAAGAGGACUCAUAAGGGCAGGAACUAUCAAGAGAUUAGGUUUCUUACUUUUCCUCCUCCUCCUAAAUUUUCGUUGGCUGAAGGGUUUAUGAUUCCGGGACCAAACUCUGCUUUUGUUCUUUUUACUGCCGGAGGAGGAAGGUCCGGCGGUAUUGUUAACCGCGGUGGCGGUGGUGCUCCGGAAGGUGAAGCGGGGAGAGGGUUAGGGGUUGGUUUGAAUGUGGAUCCUGUGGAGGAAAUUGAUCAGGAGGUGACUGAAUCUGGAUCGAUUGCAAAGUUUGAUCUUAAUAAGUCUCCACCAAAUGAUGCAGAGGAAGAUGAUGAAGCUAAGUGAAAGUUUAUUUAACUUAUUAAUUAAACACACUGUGUGAUCUAUGUGAUAUUUACAACUUUUAAACAUAAUCUUAACAAUUUGAUAGUUUCCUUGGAGGAGGUUUUGUUGCUGUUCUUGAUUACUGCUUUAUAAACAUAUUUAUAAUUAAUUUACUGUUAAUUAAUUUACUGUUUGCAACAGUCUGGUGUUGUUUCAAUAAAUAUAUAGAUUAUUACUCGUAAAUUAACGUAAAAAUGUUGGAAAAUGACUAAUUUCAAUAUUUUCAGUAACGUAGAUUAAUGUAUAUAUAUCAUAUAUGGAUAUGAAACUCCAACAUUUUUAUUUUUUAUUUUUUAAUUUAUUGACAUGAUAUAUAUCCACUUUAAAUUUUUUAACAUGAUACAAUUUUUUAUUAAGUUACAUAUUUUCACUAUUGUAACGGUAGAUUAAACCUAGUAUUAACAUAGGACAUAUAGAGCACUUGAAGAAUAA